AUUUGAACAGCUAGACGAUCGUUACACUUCACUUUGUCGCUAAACUCUUCAAGUGCUGCUCUGGACGCCGACGUUUUAAACAUAAUCAAAUCUUACCAAAAUGUCUUCAAGGGAUAUUUAUUACUCAGAAAAAUACUACGAUGACAUUUUUGAAUAUAGACAUGUUAUCGUUCCAAAGGAUAUGGCAAAAAUUAUAGCCGCCAAAAAGGAUUUAAUGGCCGAGAAGGAAUGGAGAGCUAUGGGCAUACAACAAUCACAAGGAUGGAUUCAUUACAUGUAUCACAAGCCUGAGCCACACGUUUUGCUGUUCAGGAGACCCAAGACCUGUUGAAAUUUCAAAUAUAAAAAUCCUCAUAUGUUCUUCAAAUGUAGAUUUCUACGCAGUGUAAAUAUGUCAAUAUUAUCUCUGAAUCUGGUGUUGUUGUUGAGAACGUCAUCCACAGACAGUAUUUUACAGAGAGAUUUAGAUAUCAACCAUGAGAGUUUCAGCGCUGGUUUCUCUACAUCAAGUUAAUGAAACAAUGCAUUUGGGGAUGGAAACUUGCAUCAUUUGAAAUAAAAACAUCACGGUUUGCUACUAUACCUUUUUGGUCAUACUUGUUUGGUGGAUUAUGCUUCGAAGAUGUGACAUUUUUUAUUCCUUAUAUUGUAUUUAGAAGUCAUAUCAGAUGAAUAACAAAACAUCUG
Rhopilema esculentum is the source of this 687-nucleotide messenger RNA. Its product is annotated as cyclin-dependent kinases regulatory subunit. Gene Ontology annotation, molecular function: cyclin-dependent protein serine/threonine kinase regulator activity. NCBI's taxonomy places the organism in Eukaryota, Metazoa, Cnidaria, Scyphozoa, Rhizostomeae, Rhizostomatidae. The record is from RefSeq and is a predicted model, not a curated record.